Molecule: messenger RNA, 1440 nt
Organism: Naegleria fowleri
Lineage: Eukaryota; Heterolobosea; Eutetramitea; Acrasida; Naegleriidae
Exons: 1
Coding region: 1-1440 (479 amino acids)
Source: RefSeq, a predicted model, not a curated record
AUGGACGUACCCUUAUCAUCGUUCAGCAGUAACGGAACCAGUCCUCAAGAAGGAGUUUUGAAGGAAGAGCCAGAAAGAACCUCUACUAAUGGAUGGAUGGCCAAACUGGAGAAUGAUCCAUCGCUUUGGAAUGAUCAUCAAGAUAUCGCAGACAUCAUCAACAAUAAGGUUUCAAUGGAUGAUAUUGAAAUGUCUGAGGAAGAGCGAAUUGAAAAGCUGAAGAAAGAAAUUGCUUUGUUAAGUGGAAGUAUUAAAGAACAAGAAUUGAAGACUAAGACAGUCUCUCAAACUUUUGGUCCCGUUCAAGGAAACAACAAGUUUACUUCCCCAUCAACAAACGGAUCGUUCUCAUCACCUCCACAAGCCAAAGCAAACACUCUCAUCACUUCAUCUCCAGCCCUAACAAUGGACGACCUUGCAGACUCUCCCUUAUUUGUAAAAGUUUCAUCUCCUUCCUCCGAAAAGAAAGCUCCUCAAGCAUCGAACGUGGACAAAUCCUAUCAGGAUUUCCUGUUUACCAAAAACCAGCUUUCUUUGGUUGUUGAAGAAUUAGAAGAACAACGACUUGUGCUGGAAGAAGAGGGCUAUUUUACUCAGGCCGAGCAGGUUCAUGAAAAGAUCAAGGAAAUUUACAAGAAAGAGGCUUCAAAAAUUGAGACCUCGUUUGUUAAUGUUGUGAAUGCUUUAAAACUCGAGCUUGUUUCGGUGAUGUCCAUGGAAAUGGAUGCGUUUGAGCAAGUUUGGAAACAAAAAACAGCUCAAUUUGAGGGUCAAGCGAAAGAAUUACUAAGAUCUUGUGAACAAAGACAGAAUGAUGAACUAAAAAAAACAGAACAAGUAAUGAGACAACAAAUGCAUAUUCACAAACCCAAGUUUUCAAAAACCGUUCUGGAACAACGUGCUAGAAUACUGACAUUGGUUAGAACAAAGAAUUACAAACAAGCGGAAAUGCUAAAAAAUCAAUUAAUUCCUUUGGAGUUGAAAGAGAUUGAAAAAUUCGAAAAACACCAAGAAGAAAAAUUGAAAAAGAAGCUUUCCUAUGUUGAAUCAAGACACAAAAUGGAAAUGGAUGUUCUCACCCAGAGAAUAAUGUCUGGUAGACGAGAAUUGGAGAAUAUCAAAAGAAAAGAUUUAAAUGCCAUCACACAACAACAAACCGUGAUCAUUCAAGAAUUUGAAAAUAAGUACAAGAAAGCUUUAUCCCAAAUCAAACAAUUUAUUAACAAGCUCGAAGGAGUUGUAUCCACAAAGAGAAGAACAACGUCCAAUUUCUUUGAUACCUUACCUCGUGAAAUUGAAACCUUCAAAACUACAUACUGUAAUUUACUUGAACAGCUGAAAGAUGACUUCAAAAGAAAUUAUCCUCAAGAAGAGAAAUUGGAAGAAUCCACCAAGCUAUCCACGGAGAACAAGUGGUUAAUUGUUGAAAAUCAACUAUAA